This is a messenger RNA of Gorilla gorilla gorilla (western lowland gorilla), 9848 nucleotides long. RefSeq names its product SLIT-ROBO Rho GTPase activating protein 3 (gene SRGAP3). The record is from RefSeq and is a predicted model, not a curated record. Lineage: Eukaryota; Metazoa; Chordata; Mammalia; Primates; Hominidae. Gene Ontology annotation, molecular function: protein binding. The coding region runs from base 737 to 4036 and encodes 1099 amino acids. The transcript has 22 exons. Gene Ontology annotation, biological process: signal transduction.
UGAGCAGUGGGGGAGAGCUCAGCCAGCCCUGCAGGGCGAGCAGUCCAGCCUUGUGUUCACCGGAGCUUAAGCGUUUCGGCAGGAAAACUUCCAUCUCGCUCUCCUGGCUUUGAUCCUCACUGGACAUCAGACCAGAGGCACCGAAGGGAGGGAGGAUGCGAGAUGACCGGCCCUUUGGCAACCUGACCAUCGACUUAGCGGAGCCUUCAAAAGCAAGCCAGGGGCUGGCUGCACGACCAAAGAGGCGCCGCGCCUCUCGUGGAUGUGUGUGUGUGAGUGAUCCAGCGAGUGUGUGUGCGUGUGAGGGUGUGUGUGUGUAUGCCUGUGUGCACAGCACAACUGUGUGCGUGUCCCGGUGAGUGUGCCUGUGCAUGCGUGAGUGUGUGUACGUGUGCAUGUGUGUGUGAGUGCGCUUGGUUAUUACUAUUAUUAUUAUUUUUGGAAGAAAAAUCUUUGAAAAUCUGGGGCAGGUUACUGUGCUCCUAGGGUGAUUCUUCUUUUGCAAGAGGAGCUGACCAGAGCAAGCUACUAGAGCCAUUUCUCGGCAAGUAAAGAGAUUUUUCCUUCCAGAAGGAGAAGGAUUUUUGUCCCUGCUCUGCAGCCAAGUGAAAGAGAUUAGUCCCUAAACCUGUGAAAUCGACCAGAGCUGUGUGAUUACCAGGGCUUGAGAGAGGACUCGAAAAGAAAAGGAGAAAUAAAUCAAACAGCCUGUCAGUUCCUUUGGCCACGUCAGAAGAUGUCAUCUCAAACUAAGUUCAAGAAAGACAAAGAGAUCAUUGCUGAAUAUGAAGCCCAAAUAAAAGAGAUCCGCACGCAGCUGGUGGAGCAGUUCAAAUGUCUGGAGCAGCAAUCAGAGUCGCGACUGCAGCUGCUUCAAGAUCUCCAGGAGUUUUUCCGCCGGAAAGCUGAGAUUGAGCUUGAGUACUCCCGCAGCCUGGAGAAGCUGGCUGAGCGCUUCUCCUCCAAAAUCCGCAGCUCCCGGGAGCACCAGUUCAAGAAGGACCAGUACCUCCUCUCGCCUGUGAACUGUUGGUAUCUGGUUCUGCAUCAGACCCGGCGGGAGAGCCGAGACCAUGCCACCCUCAAUGACAUCUUCAUGAACAAUGUCAUCGUCCGCCUCUCCCAGAUCAGUGAGGAUGUCAUCAGACUCUUCAAAAAGAGCAAGGAGAUUGGCCUGCAGAUGCACGAGGAGCUCCUGAAGGUGACCAAUGAGCUCUACACAGUCAUGAAAACCUACCACAUGUACCAUGCAGAGAGCAUCAGUGCAGAAAGCAAGCUGAAGGAGGCUGAGAAGCAGGAGGAGAAGCAGUUCAAUAAGUCAGGAGACCUCAGCAUGAACCUGCUCCGGCACGAGGACCGGCCCCAGCGCCGCAGCUCUGUGAAGAAGAUUGAGAAGAUGAAGGAGAAGAGGCAGGCCAAGUACUCUGAGAACAAGCUGAAAUGCACAAAGGCCCGGAAUGACUACUUGCUCAAUCUGGCAGCCACCAACGCAGCUAUAAGCAAAUACUACAUCCAUGAUGUCUCUGAUCUGAUCGAUUGCUGUGAUUUGGGCUUCCAUGCCAGCCUGGCCCGCACCUUCCGGACCUAUCUCUCAGCUGAAUACAACCUGGAGACUUCUCGCCACGAAGGGCUGGAUGUCAUUGAGAAUGCAGUGGACAACCUGGAUUCCCGAAGUGACAAGCACACAGUCAUGGACAUGUGCAAUCAAGUCUUCUGCCCUCCACUCAAGUUCGAGUUCCAGCCCCACAUGGGGGAUGAGGUCUGCCAGGUCAGCGCUCAGCAGCCCGUCCAGACAGAACUGCUCAUGCGGUAUCACCAGCUGCAGUCCAGACUGGCCACCCUCAAGAUAGAGAAUGAGGAGGUUAGGAAAACCCUGGAUGCCACCAUGCAGACAUUACAGGACAUGCUGACUGUGGAGGACUUUGAUGUCUCCGAUGCCUUCCAACACAGUCGAUCGACAGAGUCCGUCAAGUCGGCUGCCUCUGAGACCUACAUGAGCAAGAUCAACAUUGCCAAGAGGAGAGCCAACCAGCAGGAAACAGAAAUGUUUUAUUUUACAAAAUUUAAAGAAUAUGUGAAUGGCAGUAACCUCAUCACCAAGCUGCAGGCCAAGCACGAUUUACUCAAGCAGACCCUGGGCGAAGGGGAAAGAGCAGAAUGCGGCACCACCAGGCCCCCCUGUCUACCCCCUAAACCACAGAAAAUGAGGAGACCUAGGCCUCUCUCAGUGUAUAGCCAUAAACUCUUUAACGGCAGUAUGGAAGCAUUCAUUAAGGAUUCAGGACAAGCUAUACCGCUUGUAGUCGAGAGCUGCAUCCGUUACAUCAAUUUAUAUGGACUCCAGCAGCAGGGGAUCUUCAGAGUGCCAGGAUCUCAGGUGGAAGUCAAUGACAUCAAAAAUUCCUUUGAGAGAGGUGAAGACCCCCUUGUGGACGAUCAAAAUGAACGAGAUAUCAAUUCAGUCGCUGGUGUUUUAAAACUGUAUUUCCGAGGACUGGAAAACCCACUCUUUCCUAAGGAAAGGUUUCAAGAUUUGAUAUCUACUAUUAAACUGGAGAACCCAGCCGAGAGGGUGCACCAGAUCCAACAAAUCCUCGUCACCCUUCCCCGCGUGGUCAUUGUGGUCAUGAGAUACCUCUUCGCUUUCCUCAACCACCUCUCCCAGUAUAGCGACGAGAACAUGAUGGAUCCCUACAACCUGGCCAUCUGCUUCGGGCCUACCCUCAUGCACAUCCCUGAUGGGCAGGACCCUGUGUCCUGCCAGGCACACAUCAAUGAAGUCAUCAAAACCAUCAUCAUCCAUCAUGAAGCCAUCUUCCCCAGCCCCCGGGAGCUAGAGGGACCUGUGUAUGAAAAAUGCAUGGCUGGAGGGGAAGAAUAUUGUGACAGCCCACACAGCGAGCCAGGGGCCAUCGACGAAGUUGACCAUGACAAUGGCACUGAGCCUCAUACCAGCGAUGAAGAAGUGGAGCAGAUCGAGGCUAUCGCCAAGUUUGACUACAUGGGGCGGUCCCCGCGUGAGCUAUCCUUCAAGAAGGGGGCCUCGCUGCUCCUGUACCACCGCGCCUCGGAGGACUGGUGGGAGGGCCGGCACAACGGCGUGGAUGGACUCAUCCCCCAUCAGUACAUAGUUGUACAGGACAUGGAUGAUGCCUUCUCCGACAGCCUGAGCCAGAAGGCUGACAGCGAGGCCAGCAGUGGGCCAUUGCUGGAUGACAAGGCCUCUUCCAAAAACGACCUCCAGUCCCCCACGGAGCACAUCUCGGAUUACGGCUUUGGGGGGGUGAUGGGCCGAGUGCGGUUACGAUCUGAUGGAGCAGCCAUCCCCAGACGCCGAAGCGGGGGCGACACACACAGCCCGCCCCGGGGCCUGGGCCCCAGCAUAGACACACCACCCCGGGCUGCUGCCUGCCCCAGCAGCCCCCACAAAAUCCCCCUCACCCGGGGGAGGAUCGAGAGCCCUGAGAAGCGGAGGAUGGCGACGUUCGGGAGCGCUGGCAGCAUCAACUACCCUGACAAGAAGGCGCUCUCCGAAGGGCACUCGAUGAGGUCGACCUGCGGUUCCACCAGGCACAGCAGCCUAGGGGACCACAAGUCCCUGGAGGCCGAGGCCCUGGCAGAAGACAUCGAGAAGACCAUGAGCACGGCUCUGCACGAGUUGCGGGAACUCGAGAGGCAGAACACGGUCAAGCAGGCGCCAGAUGUGGUGCUGGACACCCUGGAGCCCCUGAAGAACCCGCCAGGCCCCGUCAGCUCGGAGCCCGCCAGUCCCCUUCACACCAUCGUCAUCCGCGACCCCGAUGCCGCCAUGCGCCGCAGCAGCAGCUCCUCCACCGAGAUGAUGACCACCUUCAAGCCUGCCCUGUCCGCCCGCCUGGCUGGCGCCCAGCUCCGCCCGCCCCCCAUGCGGCCCGUGCGGCCGGUGGUCCAGCACCGGUCCAGCAGCAGCAGCAGCUCGGGCGUGGGCAGCCCGGCCGUGACGCCCACCGAGAAGAUGUUCCCCAACAGCUCGGCGGACAAGUCGGGCACCAUGUGACCUGCAGGAUGGGCCGCACCGCCGUGGCCCGCUGUGGCUCCCCACGGCCCAGGGUGGCCUUGGUGGCUUCCACGUGCUUCCCAGUGACCCUGGCCUUGGAGGGCAGAGGUCCGUCUGGGAGGGUGUGUCUGUGCAGAGCUGAGGCCCAGGCGCUGGCUGCAGCUCACGUCCAGCCAUGGGAAUCCCACGGACCUCUCGCGUGUCAACAGACGACCAGAGGAGUGCUGGAGCUCGAGCAGCCCCAACCACAGCAUUUCCUAACAUGGAGGCAAAAUACCACAUGGCUUCUCCCGCGUAUCGUCACUGGAAACUUCCUCUCUCGACAUUCUCUCUACAUACGUAUAUGUGUGUGUAUAUCGAUGUGUGCAUAUAUACACAUGUAUAUGUAUGUAUGUGUCUGUAGGUGUGUGUAUAUAUAUAUAUAUUUAUGCAUCUAUAUACAUAUACUAGAUCUGGACACACACAUACUAAGUGUAUAUAGUAUCUCCUUUUUCUUUUUAUGAAACUUAGAUUUACCUCAGAUCCAUGCCACCAAACAUCUCCCACCGAGUUAUUUGGUGGGAUUUGCAGGGACUUUUCUGGGAGAACUUAAAGGCCCAUAGUAACUGCGAAUGAAGCAAUAUACCACUAACCUGCAGAAAAACACAAACAAAAACAGACUCCCACUGUCUCCAGAAGUCGUGGCCUUCCAGAACAGUCUGCCCCUCAAGGAAGGGUGGGGCAGGCAGUACCCCCAAGCAGGCUGCUCCCAGAGGUGGGGAACCCUUCAUAGGAAAUCCCCACCCCCGUCCACCCCAGAGACCCUGCCCUUCCACCCGGAGGCCAAAGGCCAACUGUACUCCCAAAGGCAUGGGAGAAAGUUGGCGAGAAGACCCCUGACUACCACAUCCUUGUGUUUGUGUGUAGAGACAGGGGAUAGCGAGAACCUAAGCCCCAUCGUAGCACAGUAUUACAUGUGGUUGGGAAAAAGGGAAAAAUAAAAAUACAGUGGUGUGGAAUACUUCAAAACCUAGAAACGCUGUAGGAAUGAAUCUGUGGUAACUAUAGAGGUUUAACUUAUAUCAUUUUCAAACUAUUUAAUUUUUUCUUUUCCUGGUUCUACUAAUUAUACUGUGUCAGAUUUGGAACUAAACAGGCAAGGAGGCUUUGAGUCACGUCGUUUUCAUUUUAAAUCAGGCUGUGAUGCACUGUGGCUGGUGCCGUCUUGCAUGAAACGCAUGAGCCGUGAGCGCCCAGUUCAGACUGGGGCGAGGGAGGGGCAGUCCUUGGCACUUUCUGUCCUAGAGGACACUGUCAGUUGAGUUAAUACAAGUGACAUAGCUUCCCUUCCCUCCCCCUUCACCCACUCCCUCCAGAACAUUUAGUGUAGAUGAAAAUGUGGUGAUAGAAAUGGGUGCAUGAUCUUCAUGUGUGACAGCCAGGCCUUUGCCUCUUGGCUGAGUAAAGCCCUUCCGGGUCGCUCUCCUUUGAUUCCAUUUUACCUCCUCUUCUGAUCACUUCCAGAGAUGAGCUGUUUCUGGAUAAUGGCACACGGGCAAAUCUGUGUGCCCUGUGGGCCACUGUUACUUACCCUCUCCUGCGAGACCCAGGGGCUUUUCCCUACUGUUCCCACGCUUCCUCUCUCUCGAGGCCACUGGAGUCAAAAGGCCCAGAGUCUGAAUCCCAGCCCUGAGCAAUUAGGAGCCUUCUGACUUAGGGUUUGUCACUCCACCUCAUUGAGCCUGACUGUUCUGCUCCAUAAAAUAGGGUAAUAAAGGUCAGACAUCAGUGAGCAAGCUGUGUACACUGGAAAACAUUGACUCAAUACAAUGCUUUUGUGAUUAUCAUUAGUAAGGUAAGUCUUAGAUCAGAGCCCUCCAGCCCUUCUUUUUGAAACCUCCCAAUGGCAUUUCAGAAGUGAGCAGUGGAAUUUUCCUGCCAUCUUAAUAAGAGCCCUGGAUUCCAUCAUUAACAUUUUAGCCCAUUGGAUUAAGUGGUGCCCUCUCCUCUGGUCCCCCACAAAAAGGUAAAUACACCCAAAGGGAGGGACCUAGUUAAGUCACAGGCACCUAGAUAAGUUAGGAGGGUAAAGCCACUACCUUGUCUGAAGGACUGGACUUGACACCCCACAGUGGAAGGGAGCAUCAGGAAAGGAACAAAAAAAGGAUCUCAGGGAGAGGCCAGUGUCAAACUUGACCUCCCUUGUUUGGCCUAGAAUGAACCCUUCUCUUUAGCUCCUGGAUAUGAAAGGCCAUCUGCUUGGAGCACAGAAAGAUAUUGCCAUUUUACAGCUUAAGAGAGUAAGGCCUUGGGCUGUGCUGUGACCUGCCCAAGAUUUGACACUGGCUAGGAGCAGAGGCUGCGUCAGGCUCUUAAAGUUAUGUGUUUGCAUGCUGGACGCUAUACUGUCCAGCCAGGACACAAGACUUCUGAUUUCUACCCUCAAGAUACUCCCAGAUCCUAAAUCCAGUAGCCUCCCAGGCAAAAUAUAGCAAUCUGCCACAACUGCCAGAUGAAAAGCAACAAUCAGAGUAGAAAAAUCUGUUGCCUGAUUUACAUAACACCAAUCAGACCGUGUGGAUUUUUCUCUGAAUUGACUGAUUUUGUUUUUUUCUUACUGAAAAUGGACCUGCCUUUCACUGAAUUUUCUGAGGGCAGAGUCUUAGCUGUUUUCUUUAAGCACCUUUUUUUUUUUUUUCCAUUGGGAAAUGGCUGAUGAGUUCACAUUUAGGGAUGUACACACACAGAUGGCAGACGUCUCCCCACUCAUCCAGCCCCAAAUCUGAGCCUUGACGCAGGCCAAGUGGAAAAAUACUUUCCCGCCCCCCUCCCCUGUUCCCACUUCCUCAUCUGGCACUAUGCAUGUCUCACUCACCCUCCACAGCACUCAGUCCCAUCGACGUUCACUGAACAUUGGCUUUCUCUUUCUAACUCCUGCCUGUUUUAGUCCACUAUAUAUUGCUGUAUUUGCUUAAAUGCUGGAAAGUAACUGUUAAAAUGUGAAAUUGUAAUUUUUAAAAAGGCUACAAUUAAAUUUUAGCCAAUGCCACUCACCAAAUCUUUGCACCUAGUAGAUAGAUCAAUGUAAAAACAAAUACCUAACUGUACAGUGAGUGUGGGGGAAAUGUAGUAACCUAGUUAGUAGUCUUCAAUAUAACCAAUUGUACAAGGGGAAGUGGUGUUUACCUACUUGUUCAUCACCAUUAUUGAAAGCCGUACUGAUCAGUUAGUUGACAACGGGCAUUUCUUUUUCUUUGCUUCAUGGAAUGAUUUCUUUUCUUAACCUUCGACUUAUCCUGAGGUCAAGCCUUUUGUCUUUAUGUAUAACCGACGUUCAGUCUAUUUUAGGAAUGAACCAGCAAGUUGUUCAUUUAAAACUGACCAAAGACAAUUAAUUCCUGGUCUAGUUUCCUGGGCCUUGUGGCUCAGCUCCGCUAAAGAGCUUUUUGGAUAAAAUUGAGAACAAGCUGUGCUUCCUACCCCACUCUCCCCGUCCCCUUUUAUUCCCUUUUCCUCUUAAAGAGCUGCUCUGAGCUGUGGGAUUCUAUGAAAAAUUCUUGCCUUUCCUUGUUUCAGUGCUAACGAUUUCUCACCUUGAAGCGCCUUUUGAACCCCGGACAGAGUGCACAAUUGGAGGGAAUUGCGAGCUUGGGAAUUAGACUUUGGAGUCUUUUCUCUGAAGUCACCAGGCCAGGGGUCAGGAGAGAGAUGGAUUCCCAAGGGAUGAAAGGUUUCUAUUCAGUGAAGAAAUCGGAGUGGGAAGAGACACAGGGAAAUUGAGCCAUAUUUUGGCUAUCGGCUGGAACCAGCAGUUCAGAGAUCCGCCUUAUAAACAUUUAAAACUGGUUUGUGGUACACAAAGAGGAACCAGUGUGGGAAGGGGCCUUUAUGUGGGGCUUUCUUCUCUGUUGGAGUCCCUUGGAGUGCCUUGCUGGGUAUAUUUCUCUGUCAUUCAGGAGGCACGAAUGCGGAGGACUUCUCGUGACCUGGUCGUGAUGUGGCACUCAGUGCAUGUACACAGCUAAUGGAAAAACACGAGGACUCGGGUAAUGGUUCUUCCUCUCAGUCUUUCUAUUCCUAACUUUUCACACAUCCAGAUGGUUCCACACUAGUGCAAAUGCCUCACUCUGCUGAGAAACCCAGAAAGAAGAGUGGCUGGCUCACAACCAUGGGGUUAGCCCCUGCUGGGCUGGGAGUGGGGGUGGCGGCCAGGAGGAAAGGCAGAAAGGGGUGAGCCGAGGUGUUGCCUAGCUGAUUUUCUGCUGUGCAGAGCUAAUGCUGACAUUUCAUGUCAACUUCCCCGGUUCUCUGGGGUCUCCUCUCCUCUGAGCAGCCACAUAGAACAAUCCCCACAUAUCCAAAGCUGCCCAGGGGAGCCGAGAGAAGGGACUUUGCUGUCAGGUCCAAGCCCUCCUGACCUCCCUGAGAUUGAUCUGCCAGUGUCCUGCUGUCCCUCUGGGACUGGCCACAUGGCCAUCGCUGCCCCUUGUUGACACCUCCUUUCUGUGUGAAUUGUCCCCGGCAAAUAACAAAGCUGUUCCUUGAACCAGAACAACCAGAGUGCACUUUUCCUUCCUUAGACGGAAGUAGAUCCUGGCUAGGGUUUCUGCCCAGGCCCUUGUUCCCGGCAGUGUGACUGUUUACAUGGUUUGGCAAUAGGUUUGAUUCUGAUUGCUUCAGAGUGGCUGGUCUAUUUUGUUUCCUUUGGUUUCCUUCCUCCCCAAAUUGUGACAGGAAAAACAAACCAAAACCACCCUAGGAAAUUGCUGGUUGCCUGUCCCCACGUGAUGAUAAAUGUUGCCCUCUUCUGGAUAUCGUUUCUCUACCUUACGACCAAACGCCCGUCCUAUAGAGUGUCUGAUUGGAUCCUCUGUCGCGUAUUCUGAUGGUGCCUGCUGGUUUGACGUGGAGCUAUCCUGUGAAAUAAAACAGCUUAACUUUUCUCAAACAUGCUCCAGUGGUUUUUCAAAGGGCGAGGUGGCACAUCAGGGGUGGAGAGGUCCUGGGGGGAGUCCCCAUCCUCCAGUCCACACUGUCUGCCUGCUUCCCCCAAGAACCACCUUUGAAAUGUCCAUUAGCUCAGAUCCAACAAGAUGAAGGUAAGGUUACAAGGAGGACCACUUCCAUUGUAGAGCUAACUGAAGAAGGUAACUAACUGUAGGAUGACUGCUGGAGAAAGAGGGUUUGGAAAUGUCAAAGCAAAGGCAAGUUGGGAGUAGUAGCUGUCAUCUGCAGAAAGUGUCUUCAAAAGUUUAAGAUAAAUUAUCAGAGGCCACUGGGUACUGAUACAUACAUCAAGGCACAUGCAACAUUUUGAUGUUCAUUGUCUACAAACGUCAUAUAACCUCUUGGACUUUUGUUUUUACCUGUAUGUGUUUGUGAACUGUUUAUUGACCACUUAUUUCUGUCCCAGCCACUAGAUUAAACCCUUUACCUGUAUUUUCUCAUUUAGUUCUCAAUACACCAUUGAAGGUAAGUAUCAUUAUUAUACUCUGUCCUGCAGAUGAGGAAACUGAGGCUCUGAGAGGCUAAACAGCUUGCCCAAGGUUAGGCUAGGAAGUAGAGAAGCCAGAAUUUGAAUUCAGUCCGCCUAACUCCAAACCCAUGCUCUUUAUAAGUUUGUCAUACUGCCUCUGAUUUGAGCAUUGUACUCAUUACAGCAGGAUUAGGGGCAGGAUUUCAUGAUGAAGGUAGCUUGCUGCUUGCUGCAGUCAAGAAAUACUCCAGGGCCUUUAUAUCCCACCAAGACUUUGUAUCAGGGAAGAAUACAAGUUGCCCAAAGGAGAUUGUGGGGCUGCCCAUGAAAAAUAAUAAAUGGUGAUGGUUUUCAGUC